AUGUCUGGUAUAAUUGAAGCGUCCUCCGCAUUGAGAAAGAGAAAACAUUUGAAAAGAGGGAUUAAUUUUACUCUUAUGGUUGUUGGACAAUCAGGAUGUGGUAGAUCAACUUUUAUUAACACACUAUGUGGACAACAAGUUGUUGACACUUCCACCACUGUAUUACUGCCCACCGACACUUCCACAGAGAUUGCUUUGCAGCUGAGAGAAGAAACUGUCGAGUUAGAGGACGACGAGGGAGUUAAGAUCCAAUUGAACAUCGUCGAUACGCCGGGAUUUGGUGAUUCUCUGGAUAAUACAUCUUCAUUUGACAUUAUUUGUGAUUAUAUUCGUCACCAAUACGAUGAGAUUCUGUUGGAGGAAAGUAGAGUGAGGAGAAACCCAAGAUUCAAAGACAGGAGGGUUCACAUUUGUCUGUACAUGAUUACACCCACGGGACAUGGUUUGAAAGAGAUGGACGUUGAGUUCAUUUCAAAGUUGGGUAACCUGGUAAAUAUUAUUCCUGUGAUUAGUAAAGCUGAUUCCUUAACCGUUGAAGAAUUGAAAUUGAAUAAGAAAUUGAUUAUGGAAGAUAUUGAUAGAUUUAAUUUACCAAUUUAUAAUUUCCCUUAUGAUGAAGAGGAUAUUUCGCAAGAGGAUUAUGAUACAAACACCUAUUUACGUUCUACCUUACCAUUUUCUAUCGUUGGUUCCAAUGAAGUUUACAAUAUGGAUGACGAUCUAAUGAUACGUGGUAGAAAAUAUCCAUGGGGGAUGCUUGACGUUGAAGAUUCAUCAAUCAGUGAUUUUGUCAUAUUGAGAAAUGCGCUAUUGAUCUCUCAUUUACACGACUUGAAAGAUUAUACUCACGAAAUAUUAUAUGAACGUUAUAGAACAGAUGCGCUAUCAGGAGGAAAUCCAAAUAAGAAUGAACCAAUCCAUGAUUCUCCUAUUGCUCAACCAGUAUCACCAAACCUUUCUGAAGGCAAUGUGACGUCAAACAACGGGACUUAUAUAGCCCGUGAAGAACAAAUAAGACUGGAAGAAGAAAGAUUAAGACAAUUCGAAGAAAGAGUUCAACAGGAAUUGCUUCUCAAGAGAAAAGAGCUACUGCAAAGAGAACAGGAAUUGAAAGAAAUUGAGGAACGUCUAGAAAAGGAGGCCCGUAUGAAACAAGAACCACUUGAGAACUAG
This is a messenger RNA of Kazachstania africana CBS 2517, 1173 nucleotides long. RefSeq names its product septin CDC11 (gene CDC11). The coding region runs from base 1 to 1173 and encodes 390 amino acids. Lineage: Eukaryota; Fungi; Ascomycota; Saccharomycetes; Saccharomycetales; Saccharomycetaceae. The transcript has a single exon. Gene Ontology annotation, biological process: cellular bud neck septin ring organization; cytoskeleton-dependent cytokinesis; division septum assembly. Gene Ontology annotation, cellular component: cytosol; microtubule cytoskeleton; septin complex. Gene Ontology annotation, molecular function: GTP binding; GTPase activity; molecular adaptor activity. The record is from RefSeq and is a predicted model, not a curated record.